AUGGCAGCACGCGGGCUUAUAGAAGAGGAUGAGUAUCAAGAGCAUGAUUUUCAACACUACUACUAUCUAGAAGAUGAUCAACUGAACACGAAAGUGAUUCAGGUCAUACUUGAUCCUGUGGACACCAAUGGUGCUGGCGAUUCUGAUAGGCCUCGCAAUGAGAUAACAAGCGGAGAUUGGAGCGAAUUUCCCUACCAAAUCACUUCGGAUGAAGAGGAUCACGAUUUUGUAUUCCGAUUCAAAUUUAGAACUGAAAACGAGAUAGAUACUGGAGGUUGUGCCCUGCAUGUAUUCCAGCUAUUCGACGACCAUAACCCGAAUGCCGUCUUGGGAUUUUCUGAUGAUAAUGACUUAGUGUUCUGGUCCCCAAGCCGUGAGUUGUUUGAAAAAGUUAUUAUUCCAUACGAAUGGGAACAAUGGCUGGAUAUAGAGAUCCGAUUCUCUUAUGGAUCAGAAUCUUAUUUUGAUAUCAGUGUUAUGGACUUGGAUGGUGACCUCAUAAUGAGUGCAAAAAAUGAUAUCGGAGAGUACCACAUACAAGACUUCCAAAAGGUCAAGUUCGGAUUGUAUCAAAUCGAUGAGAAAGCACCCCCUAUGACAUUUAAGACGCGAUACACGGAUAUGGAACUCAGCACCGAUGAUGGCAUCUACGACAGAUAAAUUAGAGCCUGCUUCAAGAACAUUGGA
Messenger RNA from Sphaeroforma arctica JP610, 687 nucleotides. RefSeq lists its product as hypothetical. The transcript has a single exon. NCBI's taxonomy places the organism in Eukaryota, Ichthyosporea, Ichthyophonida. The record is from RefSeq and is a predicted model, not a curated record. Bases 1 to 660 code for a protein of 219 amino acids.